Messenger RNA from Leptinotarsa decemlineata (Colorado potato beetle), 2550 nucleotides. RefSeq lists its product as uncharacterized. Lineage: Eukaryota; Metazoa; Arthropoda; Insecta; Coleoptera; Chrysomelidae. The record is from RefSeq and is a predicted model, not a curated record.
UCGGGUUUUAUUUUCAUUCUCAAAACAAAAUGGUGGUGUAGUUAGAAAGCUAAAACUCCCGCGUUCUGUAUAGAUUUAUUGAAUAUCUCAAUUGUUACUUCCAAAAUAGGAAUACAAAUGGUAAAAUGGAAUUGGUGAAAGGAUUGUGUUUUUUGUGUAAUGAUAAAAAACUGAUUUUGAAUCGUUCUUCUGAAAGAAUUCAGAAAAUAUUCCAGAAUCUCUACACAGAAACAGUAUUAAAUAUUCAGGAACUCCAGAGUAUCACUCCUUCACUGAAAUUUUGCCCGGUCUGUCACCAUAAACUGAUUUUAUUGGAAGAAAUUCUCAAACAUAUACAAUCAAAUCAAAAUGAGAAUGAUGAGAAUUGCACCUUGUGUAAAAAAGGCGAAUUUAUAUUCAAAAUUACAAAAUGGAGUUAUUUCAAAGUUAUAUCUGAUGAUUUUCCUGUCCUAUCUGACAAAAAUAAAUAUAAUGUAUGCUCACAGUGUUGCUUCUAUUUGGAUAGUCGAUACAAUCUAAAAAAAAGAUUAUUUUUAAAAUAUCCUCAACUCAGAAUUGUACCAAAAUUGAAACUGAAGUUUGGAUCAGAAAUCAUCUCGCAUUCAACACCUUUCAAAACCCAAAAAGAUCGUUCACUAAGGCAUAGGAUAUGUUCCACUGAAGUCGUAUAUAUUUCAGACACUGAAGAGUCCCCAAAAGAUGUAAAAAGUUUGGAUUUAUCAUCAAUCAAGUCAUUCAAAGCACUGAGGCAUAACAAAUCACUAAGAAGAUCAAAAAUGGUUAGUGAAGACCCAAAACUAUUGAACCAAAUUCUUUACGUCAAAGUGACCAAAAAUAACUUAUCAUUUGAUAAACAAAUUCUGCCAAGUACGGAUGAUCAAGUAGAAAAGGACCUGGAAAGGUUGGCACAAAUUGUUUCUAAAAAAUCUUCGUUGAAAAGGAAAAAUUCUGAUGAUCUAUCAGAUAGAAGUUCUUGUGAAAAGGUUGAGGUAUCUGAUUCAAAUGAAAAUAAGGAAGCACUUGAAGGUUUAACUUAUUCUAAAAAUGAUACUGAUAGGUCACAUGUGAAAAAGUCAGCAUAUUUCAAAAUUAAAUUGAAAAAACCAACUUCAAAAUCAAAGAAAAUAGUUACGGAACAUCAUGAUGACAAAAAACAUAUUGCAAUGGCAACUGACUUCAGGAAAAGUUUAGUGAUUAACUUGGAAAGAGGGGCCAUACCACUUGGAACUAUCGAUCCAAAAAGUGAAAAACAUAUAGAAAACGGUAAAGAUGUUAGCAUAGAAGUUAUCGAGUCUGAAGAGCGAAGCCAAACAAUUACAGACAGUUUGAGAAUGGAAGUCGAUACUCCAGAUGAAUCAAAAAUUGGUAAUCCGACUGAAGAACAAAUUUCACCCAUGAUAACAGAAGAUCAGGAGAAUAGGGAAAAAGUAUUGGAAAGUAAAGAAAAAUCCUCCAUUUCUGAUAGUGAAGAGGGGGAUCGUGAGAGUACUGAAGAGAAUGAAAAUAGCAAAAACACAGUACCAAACAGUCCUUCAAAUAUAAGUGAACAAGAAAGCCAUGAACCUGCCAACCAUAAUGUUGAAAAAGUGAAUUUGGAUGGAGAAGAGUCAAGUGAAGAUCCUGAAGUCAGAGAAGAACCGUCAGUGGAAAAUAUAACAACCAAAAUGAAAUCAACAUGCCAUAAUAACGAAGAGAAAAGGUACCAAGCUUCUGAUGAUGAAUCGCCAACAUCUGGAGCACCAGAAAAUGAAGAGGAAAGUUGCAAUAGAAAAUCUGACCAAGACCAGGAAGACACCGAUCAUAAGCCAAAGGCAGACAGUGUCCCAGAAAAAAUAAUGGGUGAUGAAGAAUUGUCCAGUAAGAAAGAAGGAAGAGAUGAAAAAGAAAUAGAAACAGGGGAAAAAUCUGGAAAUGAAGAAGCUGGAGAGGAAGAAACAACAAACAAAGAUAGAAGUGAUGUCAUUAAAAAUGAUGAUGAAAAAGAUAAUGAUGACAAAAAUGAAAACAGUGAUAAAGAAAUUGAAAUCAAUGAUGAGGACAGAAAAAACAUUGAUUUAAUUCUAACUGGGUUAGAAACUGAUCCUUCCAAGUCGAGUCAGGAAGAUUCUGAGGAAAAAGAAUUAUCAGAAAAUAAUAUAAAAGAUACUGAUGAAGAAAGUGAAAAAUCAGCAGGUUGCAAACGCAAACGUGCUGACAGCCCCGAUUUGAGUAACUGCCCUGAAAAAAAGAAAAAAAAAGUCACUUUUAGUGAGGAUGUUUUAGACGCUGGUGAAUAGACAAUGCCAGUGGAGGAAAUAUGGAACUCGAAAUAAAAACAAUUUUGUAAAAUUAUUCGAUUGAUUUUAAGAUGCGACAGUAAAAUUGAGUGUUACUUAUUAUUUAUUUCAAUUUUAAUACUUUUUGGGGUAGUAAUAAAAGUUUCUUAUGACGUGUAUAACUGUGACAAAUUAAAUUUAUUGACCACUUUUUUCAUAAACUGAACGUUGAAUAACAAAUCUAUCAUCAUUCUUAUGUUCACUUGCUAUAUGAAAUAAAAUCCGAAAGAUUGUU